Messenger RNA from Lucilia cuprina (Australian sheep blowfly), 3884 nucleotides. It is a transcript of the gene Strump, whose product is annotated as WASH complex subunit homolog 5. The transcript is spliced from 6 exons. Gene Ontology annotation, cellular component: endosome; WASH complex. NCBI's taxonomy places the organism in Eukaryota, Metazoa, Arthropoda, Insecta, Diptera, Calliphoridae. Bases 153 to 3719 code for a protein of 1188 amino acids. Gene Ontology annotation, biological process: endosome organization; endosome fission; actin filament polymerization. The record is from RefSeq and is a predicted model, not a curated record.
ACAAGUCUAUGUAUAAAAAAUUGUAAACAAUAAACAGCUGGGCUGGUGAUGCCACCUUAUAUUUAGUAUACCCUGCUUUAUUUUUAUUUGUUUAUAAACACUUUAAACUAUUUUGUUGUGGUCAUUUCAACUUAUUGAAAAUUUCCUUUUAAAUGGCGGAAUUUCUUGCGGAAAAUAAUGCCUGUGGCCAAAAUCUAUUGCGUAUUGUGUCUAUGGGUAAUUCCAUUAUAGCAGAAAUAUUACGUUUAAAAGAUUAUAUACCCGAUAUAUUUCGUUUGGAAACUAAAGUCGACCAGCAGAAAUAUGGUGAAGUUAUAAUGGACUUUAGUUAUCUUAAAAUUGCCGAAGCUCAAGAUUUGAAAAUUGAACAAAAUCCUGAGCUACAAGAUUUAGACGAUGAAUUGCGUGAAAAUUAUUUGGAUUUAUUGACACGUUUCUAUUUGGCUUUUGAGAGUACUCAUCAAUAUGCUUCGGAUUUGCAGCAGUUUAUUGAUGAAUUGAAUCGUGGCUAUUACAUACAGCAGACUUUGGAGACUGUGUUGCAGGAUGAGGAGGGCAAGCAGUUGAUGUGUGAAUCCUUGUAUAUAUUUGGAGUAAUCCUACUCAUUGUUGACUUUCACAUACCCGGCGUUAUUCGUGAACGUCUUCUCAUGUCUUACUAUCGUUAUAGUGGUUCGAAAUCUCAUAGCGAUAGUAAUAUAGAUGAUGUUUGCAUGCUUUUACGUUCCACCGGUUUUGUAGCUCAAAAAAAUACCACCACCACCAUCAACAGUAGCAAAUCUUCUAAAGAUGCUGUAGCAAAUUAUCCAGAAUCGUAUUUUUCACGUUUUAAAUUUGAACAAAAUUUCGUAGAUAUGGUUAUAGGACGUCUAAGAUGUGAUGAUAUUUAUAAUCAAUUAAGUAUUUAUCCUCAUCCCGAUCAUCGUUCUACUGCUCUGUCUACACAGGCCGCCAUGCUGUAUGUUUGUUUGUAUUUUUCUCCUAAGAUACUGCAUUCACAAAUCGCUCAAAUGCGUGAAAUUGUAGAUAAGUUUUUCUCCGAUAACUGGAUUAUAUCCAUAUAUAUGGGUAUAACUGUUAAUUUGGUAGAUGCCUGGGAUCAAUUUAAGGCUGCCAAGGCUGCCUUAAUGCCGGUCAUUGAAACUGAUGCCAUUAAGGGUUUCUGUUUGUUGCACAAAGAAAAAAUGGAAAAGAUUUUAAAGCAAUCCAAGGAAAUCCUAAGAGAUGGUGUUUUAACGGAUUAUUUUGUUUUGCAGAACAUAACGAAAAUCAUAAAUCUUAUACGCCAAUGUAAUGUUUCGUUGCGUUGGUAUUUUACACAUGCUUCCCCCAUAAUUUAUGAAAUCUCCCGAGGUUCAGUUACGCAAAAAGUGGAACAGAUAGUAAAACUAGUGCGCUCGGAAUUACAUUAUGAAGAAAGUGAUUUAUUUGAGUUGCUAUUGAAUUGUUCUCAACUGGAAUUAGUGGUUAAAGAAAUUUUACGCACGCUAAUGCAGGAGAAAUCACAAAGAUGGAAUGAUUUUAAGAAAGAGGCUUUAGAUCGUGUCAAUGAAUUGAGUGAAGCUUUUUCGGGUUCUCGACCUCUUUCGAAAAUUGAAAGUAAUCCUCAAUUGAAAUUAUGGUUUGCGGAGAUUGCCCAGGAAAUAGAAAAGUUGAAUUGUGAUAAUGUUAACUUAUCGGGGCGUAUGUUAAUACAGCUUAUACAGGCUUUGGAGGAGGUGCAAGAGUUUCAUAAUCUUCAAGCAAAUAUGCAGGUUAAACAGUAUUUAAUGGAGACCAGGGAGUAUUUAACCAGAAUGAUACAGAUAAUCAAUGUCAAAGAAAACAUUCUUAUAAACAUACAACUGAUUAGUGAUCUCAGUUAUGCCUGGCAUUUAAUAGAUCGCGAUUUUACCUCCAUAAUGCAAGAUUCUAUUAAAAAACAACCCAAGUCUGUAAUACGUUUACGAGCUGCAUUUCUAAAACUAGCUAGUGCAUUAGAAAUACCCCUCAUGCGUAUAAAUCAAGCUAAAUCUGAAGAUCUUAUCUCCGUAUCUAACUACUACAGUUCCGAAUUGGCCAAUUAUAUGCGUAAGGUUUUACAAAUUAUACCCGAGACUAUGUUUAAUCUAAUGGCCCGAAUUAUACAAUUACAAACCGAUGUUUUAAAAGAAAUACCCACCCGCUUGGAAAAAGAUAAACUUAAAGAAUAUGCUCAAUUUGAGGAUCGUUAUACAGUGGCUAAACUAACAUACUCCAUAUCGGUUUUCACUGAGGGUAUUCUUAUGAUGGAAAAAACCUUGGUGGGUGUAAUUGAAUUAGAUCCUAAGCAAUUGCUAGAGGAUGGCAUACGCAAGGAAUUGGUCAAGCAUUUAGCUAAUGCUCUCAACGUUGGACUAAUAUUUAGCGCAAAUGCUAAACAGAAAAAUGCCACUGUAGAAUUGGAAACUAAAUUAGCCCAAUUGGCUAAAACCAUGGACGGUUAUCGUAGAUCUUUCGAAUAUAUACAAGACUAUCUCAAUGUUCAUGGUUUGAAAAUUUUGCAACAGGAAUUGACACGCGUUAUUAACUAUAAUGUAGAAAAAGAAUGUAAUGCCUUUCUACGCAAUAAAAUUCAGGAUUGGCAAUCCCAAUAUCAAUCCACCACCAUACCCAUACCAACAUUCCCUCCCUUGCAAGGAGAUUUAUCAAAAUCCAAUAAUUUCAUAGGACGCUUAGCGUUUGAAAUACUACAAUGUACCGAUCCACAAAAUACCAUCUAUUUAGAUCUGAAAGCUGCCUGGUAUGAUAAAAAGCCACCACAUAAAGAGGUAUUAGAUUCGCGUUUCUUCUAUAAAGUACGUGAGGCCAUAGGCCCCGCCGGCUUAGUAGGUUUAGAUCGUCUUUAUACUUAUAUGUUUGCUGCAGAUUUAAAAAAGAAUUUAGAUAAAUUGCAACGCAAUAUUGAAAAUGAUAAAAUGUGGUCUACGACAUUGGCCAAUCUAACAGCUGAUCUGGAAUCUAAACAAUUUGUUAACUUAACUGCUGGAAAUCCUUUAAAAUUUUAUGCUACCUAUCAUCAGCGUUGGCUUAAGGUAUGGCCCACUAUGAUUGAGUGGAUUUUGCAGUUGGGUCAUAAACAGAUUUUACGACAACAAUUGGCAUUUGAAUUGAAUCGUAGUAGUAAGGUGAACGCGAAAAAUUUGGAAUCCGCUUUGGAGACAUUUAAUAGAUCUCUUUUAAAUGAACUGGAAAAUCAAGAAACUCAACAAAAAUUUAAAGAUAAUAAGCUAUUGGUUGAUAUUAAAGACUAUCUAAUGUACACUGGCUCCUAUGAGCCUCUGGAACAAAUAUUUGUAUUAAGCAAAAACUCCCACAAUGUGGCUUUAUUCUUUUUCCUAGUAAUUAUCGCUCACAUAACAAGACUACAAUUUUCGCUACAAACUCAAAGUCUUGUAGCUAAAUCAACAAAAGAUCAAAUAGAUGGUACACCUCUUUUGACGGGUCUCAUCACCAUUUUACAACAGUAUCACAAGGAUGUAAAACUUAUGUUUAUAACAUAUCUAUGUCAAUAUGUUAAGGUGUUGGUGGAAACAAAUUUAAGUAACAAACAUGAAUUGUGUAACGAGGCCAUAACAACUCUACAUUUCUUGGAUAUAUUUGUGCGUAAAACCAAACUACCACGCCAAGUAUUAAGCGAACGUUUACCGCUUAUAAUAUUAAAUCAAUAUGAAUAUUUAGGUUUAAGUUUAAAAAGUUGAAUUAUUUUUUUUUAAUAAUAUAUUUAUUAAAUAUAUUCCAUAAUUUUAUCAAACAAAUGCAUUACAAAAAAGAAGAAAAUAAAUUCUAGAAUAACAACGAAACCAAAGAGGGUGGAGGGGGGUUGUUAAAAAACUCUCUAUAUAAAUUUUACCUCUUUAACAAAA